UUAAUAGUCGGCAGUAUUCAUAACUAUAUUUCAGUUUGUUUGCCGAUAAUCUUUCAGUUUUGAGUAAGCUUAUUUAAUGAUUGUUAUUUUAGCAUGAAAAAUGUGCGGUCUCUACGCAUUCGAAGUGAGGACGCAUCUUAUAAGCAAAGGCUAUCGACCUUCCUACGGUUACUUGAAGUAACUGUUCUGUUGAUGGAAAUAACUUAGGAGCUCUCAGAACUGCGCAGGUACAGCAACGGAGACAUUUACGCGCCGGUUACUUGGCUUAUAGUACUUAUUAUAAUUUAAAAUAUUUCUAGAAUGAAGAGUGAAUUAAUUUUUGUAAUAGUCUUAGCAGUGAUGAAAUGCGUCAUGUGUACGCAUUACGAUCAAAGUCAAUCGGGCGAUUUUAAUGUUCAAGUUGGACUAAAGGACUUACAGAUCAUAGCACUUUUGAAUGGCGGCAAAGAAGAAUAUGUGGAUUAUGACUAUGCGUAUGAUUACAAUGAAAUGACAAUCAAACCGCAGAACCGGACGACCCCGAGACCAUUAAACGCUUCAACCGGUACUGAGCCUAACUCUGUGAGUAAUAAUAAGACGACAGUACCGGCAUUGCAUGAUCAAACAGAACCACCAACCAGAGCUCCUAUCACAGGAUUGUAUGAACCAUCGACAGACGUGACCGUUAUCGACAAUAAUACAACUACAAAAAACGCCAUUGAGGCUUCAUCAGAAACACCUUUGAAUACAAUCGCUUCUCCAAACUCAACGACGAAUGGUAAAAAAUGCAAAAAAGGUUUCGUUUUAAAUUAUAAAGGCGACUGUGAAUUAAAAUUGCAGAGCACGGGCAACGCCUUGUUAAAAUUAGUAAAAUUAUCACAAAAACUUAAAUUAAGAAGAGAAAAUAAAGAAGACUAAUAAUAAUAAUGGAAUUUGGAGGGUUGUUUAGAUUGGAAGAAGUACUUAAAUACAGCUUAUUGUAACAACAUGUAUUAAAUAUGUAAUGAUUUA
This is a messenger RNA of Pieris rapae (cabbage white), 990 nucleotides long. RefSeq lists its product as uncharacterized. The transcript has 3 exons. Bases 301 to 897 code for a protein of 198 amino acids. NCBI's taxonomy places the organism in Eukaryota, Metazoa, Arthropoda, Insecta, Lepidoptera, Pieridae. The record is from RefSeq and is a predicted model, not a curated record.